CGCUGCAGAGCGGAGAUAGAUUUUAUUUUUUUUUUACAUUUUUUUCCGUCCUCGUUUUACGGACAGACCUGGUCGAUUUGUUGGAGCUCUUUCAUUGAAAUUGAGGAGAUAGUCUGUCCUCCCGAGGGAUGAUUCUUGGCUCCCCUGAGCAGGGAGCGACAGUCCGGCUCCUUCAGUGGAUUUUCGACCUUUUCUGGUGCCUAUGCAGUGGAUCUGAGAGGAGAUGAGAGCCGCGGUCUACCACAUCCUUGCUGGCUACCUCUGCGUGUUACGCACCGUUGCUGAGGAGUCUCCUCUCCCUCAGGAGCUUCUGGAGCGGCUCUCUCGCAGCGAGAUCCGCAGCAUCAGCGACCUCCAGCGGCUGCUAGAGAUAGACUCCGUAGAGAACGAGGUGAUAGAGGAGACCAAACACAGCUACCACAAGGACUUCUCUCACAGCUUCCCCGACCUAAAGAGAGCACACACUCACACCAGGCACAGGAGGAGCGCUGUGGUCGAAGAGGCCUUGCCGGCAGUGUGCAAAGUUCGGACAACAAUUUAUGAAAUUCCCAGGAGCCAGGUGGAUCCCACAUCAGCCAACUUCAUCAUCUGGCCUCCCUGUGUUGAGGUGAAACGUUGCACAGGCUGCUGCAACACCAGCAACAUGAGGUGCCAGGCGGCUCGCAAACACUACCGCACUGUUAAGGUGGCGAAGGUGGAGUACGUGCGACGGCGGCCAAAACUGAGGGAGGUGCAGGUGAGGCUGGAGGACCACUUAGAGUGCAUGUGCACCAACAAACGCCACAUCAGCCCAAACUCAGACACAGACAAUGGCAUCAGGUGAAGCGCAACAGAUUGAUAAAGGCGUGGAGGAGACAAAGAGGAUGAUGGUGUGUAACGGAAAACAGGGACAAGCACCUUCUGCCUAUGACUCCUUUACCACCUGCCAUCAAAGCGACAGUGAAAGGUUUGACGGAGCAUAUUUUGCCUCAUGAGCUUUGGGAGGUUGGAUGGAGGAUUACUGACUCACCUCAUAAGUACUCUGAAACAUUUUCCAAAAAGCAAAGCAUCAACUCACAGACAUGAACUCCAAAUUUGCUGACGAUUCUUUGAUGGAGACAAGAAGCUAUGAGAUGAUUAAAAAGAAGCAGAACUGAGGCGGGUUCUAGGAUAUUGAAGGACUUAUUUUCUAUAUCCUGCUCCUUCUCCAGAGUAUAAACCGCUCAGUGACUCGGAUUAUAAACUGGACAAAAUCCUUUCUAGAAACAGUGACUGGGAUUAGUUUUUGUACUCCAAGAUUUACUCUUCCUCAGAAAAGCACUCACACGUAUAUCCUCUUAUUUUUAUAACCUCUCAUUUUCUACUGCUAUCAGUUUCUAUUUCUGAUAUGUUAUCCAAAUAAAGAAUGGAUGGGGAAAGAGCCUUCCUAUA
Molecule: messenger RNA, 1410 nt
Organism: Archocentrus centrarchus (flier cichlid)
Lineage: Eukaryota; Metazoa; Chordata; Actinopteri; Cichliformes; Cichlidae
Gene: pdgfaa
Product: platelet-derived growth factor alpha polypeptide a
Exons: 7
Coding region: 224-823 (199 amino acids)
Biological process (GO): positive regulation of MAP kinase activity; positive regulation of ERK1 and ERK2 cascade; positive regulation of cell population proliferation
Cellular component (GO): membrane
Molecular function (GO): growth factor activity; platelet-derived growth factor receptor binding
Source: RefSeq, a predicted model, not a curated record